This is a messenger RNA of Aspergillus sclerotioniger CBS 115572, 1715 nucleotides long. Its product is annotated as FAD-binding oxidoreductase. Gene Ontology annotation, cellular component: mitochondrion. NCBI's taxonomy places the organism in Eukaryota, Fungi, Ascomycota, Eurotiomycetes, Eurotiales, Aspergillaceae. The transcript has 2 exons. Gene Ontology annotation, molecular function: FAD binding; catalytic activity. The record is from RefSeq and is a predicted model, not a curated record. The coding region runs from base 30 to 1667 and encodes 545 amino acids.
CCUCUUCCGUUGCUCAUCAACACCACACCAUGUCCGGUGCCAGGAACCUCUCCGCCGCCCUGCGACGGGCUCGCGUGCCCAAGCCUCGCGCUUUGCUUCGUCCCCUCACUGUCCACGCCCCGUCCCCCGCCGCGACCGUUGCCCGUGCCUUCAGCGUCACCUCCGCGGCCAAUGCGACCAAGGAGAUCAAGUACACCAGCAACGCCUACCCCAACCUGAAGCGCGAUCCCAAGUUUGCCGAAAUUUCUGCUGAGGAUGUCGCCUUCUUCAAGGGGCUGUUGGGCGCCCAGUCCGCUGUGAUCGAUGGCGUCACCGCCGACGCCGCCGACGAUAUCGAGCCCUUCAACAGCGACUGGAUGCGCAAGUACCGCGGUCACACACGGCUGGUGCUCAAGCCCCAGACAAAGGAGGAAGUCAGCAAGGUGCUGCAAUACUGCAAUGAGAAGAAGUUGGCUGUGGUGCCCCAGGGUGGCAAUACCGGAUUGGUUGGAGGCUCUGUGCCCGUGUUCGAUGAGAUCGUCAUCAACAUGUCUCGUAUGAACCAGAUUCGUUCGUUCGACGAAGCCUCUGGUGUGCUGGUUGUUGAUGCAGGUGUCAUCCUCGAGGUCGCGGAUUCGUACCUGGCUGAGCGGAACCAUCUGUUCCCCUUGGAUCUGGGUGCUAAGGGAUCCUGCCAUGUGGGUGGCAAUGUGGCUACCAACGCCGGUGGUCUGCGUCUGCUGCGCUAUGGCAGUCUCCACGGCACUGUCCUCGGUGUGGAGGCUGUGUUGGCUGAUGGUACCAUCGUUGACUCUCUGUCGACCCUGCGGAAGAAUAACACCGGAUACGAUCUGAAGCAGCUGUUCAUCGGUUCCGAGGGCACGAUCGGUAUCAUUACUGGUGUUUCUAUCCUGUGCCCCCCUCGCCCCAAGGCCGUGAACGUCGCGUACUUUGGACUCGAGAGCUACGAGCAGGUCUGUCAGGCGUACGGAGAGGCUAAGGGACACCUGUCGGAGAUUCUCUCCGCUUUCGAGCUCAUGGACGGGCGCACCCAGAAGCUCGUUCACGAGUCCACGGGAACCCACUACCCCCUUGAGGGCGAAUACCCGUUCUACUGUCUCGUCGAGACCAGCGGUUCCAACGCUGAGCACGACAUGGCCAAGCUGGAGGGAUUCCUGGAGCACAUCAUGGGCGAGGGGACUGUUGCGGACGGUGUCCUGGCUCAGGACGAGACUCAGUUCCACGCCAUCUGGCGCUGGAGAGAGGGUAUUACCGAGGCGCUGAGCCACUUGGGUGGCACGUACAAGUACGAUGUCUCGAUUCCCCUGCCGGAGCUGUACCAGCUGGUCGAGGACUGCCGGGAGCGCCUGACGAAGCUCGGGUUCGUUGGUGAUGACGACUCGUUCCCUGUCCGGGCUGUGGUCGGAUACGGGCACAUGGGUGAUUCGAACCUGCACUUGAACAUUGCCGUGCGGCAAUACAACAAGGAGGUCGAGAAGGCCAUUGAGCCUUGGGUGUAUGAGUGGAUCCAGAAGCGGAACGGUAGCAUCAGUGCCGAGCAUGGACUGGGACUGGCCAAGAAGGAGUUUAUCGGCUACAGCCAGGAUGAGACCAUGGUGAAGCUGAUGAAGCAGCUGAAGGGGUUGUACGAUCCGAACGGAAUCCUCAACCCAUACAAGUAUAUUUAGAGCAUGCACAGUUGAAUACAAAUCUUGCAUUGGGUAUCAAGUAAGACU